Messenger RNA from Metopolophium dirhodum (rose-grain aphid), 1218 nucleotides. RefSeq lists its product as uncharacterized. The transcript is spliced from 4 exons. The record is from RefSeq and is a predicted model, not a curated record. NCBI's taxonomy places the organism in Eukaryota, Metazoa, Arthropoda, Insecta, Hemiptera, Aphididae. The coding region runs from base 1 to 1218 and encodes 405 amino acids.
AUGAUUAAGGUGCCUUUGUCUUUUCACAUGACUCAGGCGCUAGCAAAUCACGGUUGUUUCCAGCAAUACCUAUUCCGAAUGUGGAGCGGCCACCGGGAAGAACUAACUGCCCGACUUGGUCACCAGCCGACUGCAGCGGACCUUCCGGAGCUUUUGUGUAGGCCCGACUUCGACGUCCUCCCUCCGGACCCAGAAGAAAAAGGCAUUUUGCUGGCCAAUGCCGACGAAGCCUUCCGGCUAUUCUACAAAAUGCAACUCGAAGAACUAGGGUCAUUGUCGAUUGCUAGAAAAUGCAAGCCCUGUGUAAGUGAGCAAAUUGAACUACAUGGUUUUUGUGAUGCCUCACAAGAAGCAUAUGGAGCGUGCAUAUACGAAUAUGUAGACGAGGAUGGUCAAGUUUAUAGCAGAUUGCUGUGUUCAAAGUCACGAGUAGCACCACUUAAAGGGUCGACGAUUCCAAGACUUGAGUUAUGUGGAGCCCUAGGUCUAGCUCAGCUUGCUAUUAAGGUGGCGUCGGCGUGGGAUGUUGACCAAAUAUUAGAGAUAACUGAUCCGAAGCAAUGGAGGUAUGUCAAGACUGAAGAGAAUCCUGCUGAUUUAGUCUCAAGAGGAGUUAAACCACACGACCUAGAUGUUUGCAGCAAGUGGUGGAAUGGGCCAGUGUGGUUGUCCCAGGCAAGGGACAAAUGGAACGUUGUUGAUACUCCCACACAAGACAUUUCGGAACUCCCAGAACAGCGUCCUAAUCAGCUAACGCUACUGGCAGUAGACCCGCUAAAGAAUAUUAUGACCAAAUACUCCACGUGGAGUCGUCUUCUACGUGCAGUUGCAUGGAUUCUGCGAUUCGUUAAGUACGUCAUAUCCAAACGUCAAGCACAACAAACGAGGUACUUAUCAGUUCGAGAUCUCAGAGAUGCUGAAAAUUUCUUAAUACGAAGAGCGCAAGCAGAAGAGUUUGGAGAGGAGAUCAAAGCAUUAAACGAUCAGAAGGAGAUACCACACAGCAGUAAGUUACAUGCUUUAAACCCAGUAAUAAGAAACGAGUUAUUAGUAGUAGGUGGUUGUUUAACCAAUGCCAACAUUUCAGAAGAGCAAAAAAGGCCAAUUGUGCUACCCGUAGAUCAUACAAUUACACAACUUAUUUUCAAAGAUCGACAUCGGAAUCUACUACAUGUUGGCCCUCAAGCACUCUUAGCUGAUAUAAGGCGCCGUUACUAG